UUAAAAGGACAGCAGGAUUUACUCGAAGAUAUUAUUGAUCUUAUGUCUGAUUGCUCGGAGUGGCCUUAUCAGCAGCACUCUUUGUCUGGAAGAUACCUGUCUACUGUUGGAGCCUAUGUUGGGUCCUUAAGCCAAAUGUCCAUCAAUAAGGUCCUUGUUCGGUUUCUUCGCUCUUCCCCUUACCUGUUUGAUAACUUAAAUGGAGAGAACCUUCUUCUUUUUCUGAAUUCAACCUCCCCACGCCAUCCCUAUUCUUGUGAUUGCUAGGCCUCAGUUGGCAUCUUUUUUUUGUAGUCUAUUAGCAGAGAUUCAUGUGGCUUCCUCUUAAAAAGUCUUAGUUUGUUGAAAUCUGAUCUGAUUUUGAUGGGUAAGUGAUGGAAUUUUGGAAGAAGGGUGGUCUCCAUUAUCAGCAACUAAGAGAUUAUUGAUUUUUCAGUCUUUUUAUAAAUUUCUGUUUUAACAUCAAUUGCAAAUGUUUUUGGUUGGAUUAAAGCAGAUAUAGAGCUUAGUGCUUUACAGGAUUCUUUUUUUAGGGAGAAAAAAAAAGUAUUUCUUGUAGUUGUGUGUGAUGACAAAUAAUAAUGGAGACUACAUGAAAAUCUCAUUUUCAAGUAUCGUGAGUUCUGGAUUUUGUAGUGCUUGGCGAAGAGGCCAAGGUGUACGCGUAUGGCCACCCGCACUUUUUCUUUUAAAUGCAAAGCCACCCCACCUUUUCGUUCAAAUAUGUUUUUGCUAAUAAAAGUACUACCUCAUUCAAAGACUCUUUUGUUUCCUGGCCUUGUCCUUUUAAAAUUGAUAUAUCAAUGAUAUAGUAACCACCUUGAUUAGUUGGUCUGCAUUUAUAAUAACUUGUUAUAUGGUUUUUGUGAUUAGUCAUAUUUUAAUGUUUUCUGGCUGUAAUAAUGGUAGUUGAAAAUCCAUCUGGCAAUGCCCACUGAUGCUGCUCAUAUCAUACGAAAAAGUGAUGUAGAGUAUUAUUUGGAACGGGUCAAGGAUGCAUUUAGGUACAACAUAGAAAAAUAUGGUGAGUUCAUGGACACCUUGGACAGCUUCGGUCGAACGAGGUUUGAUUCAGAUUUUACGUUGUUGCUAUUAUUAGAUGUCUUGAAAUUUUUGUAUACUAUCAAAUAACAUUUUUUAUUGCAGAAUUGGCUUCAGAGUGCUUACCUCAAAGUUGCGGGGAUUGUUCAGAGGAGAUCCUGAUCUAUUGUUAGGCUUAAACAUUUUAUUGCUUGAACGUUUCCUGUUCUUCCCUACUUAUGACGAGAGGCGAAGUAUGCAGGAAAAACCGAUUGUACAUGAGGAUGCUCUACAUUUCCUAAAUAAAGUGAAGGUAAUAUUCCAUACAACAGAACCUAUUGAUUAUGCUGCUAUGAAACAAAAAUAUGAUGAUGCGGGGGACUACCUGGGACAUGUAGAGGAUGCAUUUCAAGACUGCAGGGAAAAAUAUGAUGAUUUAUUGACUAUCUUAAGUUGUUACUGCUUGCAGAGAAUUGAUUUGAGCAUGUGUACAUCAAGAGUGAGGGAGGUGUUCAGACGACAUCCUGAUCUACUGUUAGGCUUCAAUGCCUUCUUGCCUAAACAUUGUGAAGUUGUUCUCCCUCUUGUUGACAACAGGCUUUCACAUAAAAUGCCUUUGGAGCCUGAAGAUGCUAGUCAUUUCAUAGAGAAAGCAAAGUCUUGUUUCAAAAAGGAUGAACAGAUCUACAACUCGCUCAUCAAUAUUAUAGGCAUCCAUUCGAAGCGGAAGGUUUUGUGGUCUAAUGAUUGUCUCCAGGGAGGUGAUUGAUCUUGGAAUGUCAUUGUUCUUCCACCCCUCACUACACCAUUCUUCGAUUGGCACUGCAACAUCUGAAUCAGUCCCCAUGAUUGAGCCCAUCAUCAUCAUCAUGCCCUAUCAUUAAUUCUGUCAUCAAGCCAAACCAAGCGAUGGUGAGUUAUUUCAUUGGGGGAAAAAAAAAGAAACCAAUGUCUGCAUUCGAAACUAUUGAAAGUAAUCAGGGUAGCGUUUAGGGAAAUGCUUGAAUGCCAUAUUCCCAUUGCAUUCAAGGAUAGCUUGCUCAGAGAUCAUUCUUUUUUUUUCAUUUUGUGUGUGUGUACAUAGCUAAUCAUCACCAGACUCCAACAACAUGUGAUUCAUUACUGAUAGAGCAUCUGUUGUAACACUAAGCAUAAUGCUUGUUCAUCCUCAGACUGGCCUUUUUGGGGAUUU
Phoenix dactylifera (date palm) is the source of this 2212-nucleotide messenger RNA. NCBI's taxonomy places the organism in Eukaryota, Viridiplantae, Streptophyta, Magnoliopsida, Arecales, Arecaceae. The record is from RefSeq and is a predicted model, not a curated record.